Messenger RNA from Paramecium octaurelia, 767 nucleotides. NCBI's taxonomy places the organism in Eukaryota, Ciliophora, Oligohymenophorea, Peniculida, Parameciidae. The record is from the annotation of a GenBank genome assembly.
CUAUUUUUAUGAUCCCAAUUUGCUCAAAUGGUUAUGAUUACAAUAAUUUCAAAACGAACAAUGGAUAUCCCUAAAUAUUAACAAAUCAUAUAUCUCCAAUUAAGAAUAUCUUAGCACCAAGCAGAUAGGAAAUAUUAAUAGAUAUUCUACAAAGCAAGUUUAAUGGAUUCAUUAAAGAUGUUGAGCUAGCCAAAUAAAAAAUUAUCAAGGUUAUUAAAGACUGUUCAGAAAAUAAUAUUUUUACUAUACAAGACAAACCAAUUAAUUUUGAUGACUACAUGAAUUUUAUAGAAAACAACACCAAAAACUAUAUAAAUGAGAUUAAAAAUCAUCAUAAACUUACUAUAAACUUAAUAACUCAGGAGAGCUCUGAAAUCACGCAUUAAUCAUCAUCUUUUGAUAUGUAACAAAUGUGUGAUAAAUGCUAAGUGAUGGUUGAAAAAGACUUAGUUUAGUUGGAUUGCUUUCAUUGCUAUCAUCAAAAAUGUGUAGGUGAUUACAUCAAAAUACAGAUUAAUAAUAAUUGCAAAACAUUGAGAUGCCUAAAUUGUCAAUAAAAAAUAAAAAGCUCAAUUCUAAGAAAGUUUGUUCCAUUUUAGUUAAUAGAUAAAAUGUUUAAAGAAUAAUUAAAAUCAAUAAAAAAUAGUUUCUUACCAAAUCAAAUCUUUAGCUGCAAGAAACCUGGGUGUAAUUAUUUUUGCAUUAGACAUCAUGGAACUAAGGGACCAGUUAGAUGUCAAAUAUGCGAAAGCCUUAUAAAUAACUGA